Molecule: messenger RNA, 891 nt
Organism: Phyllotreta striolata
Lineage: Eukaryota; Metazoa; Arthropoda; Insecta; Coleoptera; Chrysomelidae
Source: the annotation of a GenBank genome assembly
AAGAAAAAUGCAUUCGUUUACAAUACUAUUAUCAAUCAUCGCCACCUACUUAGUUUACUCCAACGGGGAGAUAACAAUCAAGAAAAUCACCGGCGGUGUUAGCGGUACAGGCAACAGUUCACGUUACUGGGAUUGCUGCAAACCUACUUGUUCUUGGCCUGGAAAUGUCCAGUACAAGCAACCUGUUAAAGCCUGCAAAGCCGACGGAAAAACUCCCAAUGAUCCGGAAAAUCAAUCCGGUUGCAUCGGAGGUCAAUCCUACACUUGCACCCAGCAGCAUUGCUACUCCAAAAAUGACACCCUAGCUUAUGGCUUCGUGGCGGCCCAAUUCAACGGUGCAAUGACCAAAGGUCGCAACAUGUGCUGCGCCUGCGUACUACUCACCUUCCACACCUACUGGCCUUCCACGUUGAACGGCAAACAGCUACUCGCCCAAGUGACUAACACCGGCAACGACGAUCCGGACCCCAAGGACAAUCUCUUCGACAUCGCCAUGCCCGGCAGCGGCGUCGGGUACUACGACAAGGGUUGCACCACGCAGUGGAACACCACGGAGGAGAUUUGGGGCAACCAGUACGGCGGGCUCGAUCACGAGCGCGAUUGCUACAAUCUACCGGAGCCUUUGGUGGACGGUUGCUUGUUCAGGUUCCAGUGGAUGGCGGCUUACUCGAACCCGGACGUCUCCUUCGAGGAGGUGGAGUGUCCGCGGGAGUUGCUCGAUAUCAGCGGAUGUCCGCCGGUUUCGCCACCGUAAUACGUUGAAUUUAGUAUACAGGGUGGUCCAGAACUCACGCCCCACCGGGAAAUGCCUUGUGGAAGCGACAAUGGAGAUGCCAAAAUUGGAAUCGAAAACAUGAAAAAGUUGUUCUUUUGGUAAAUAAAGAGGUUCAA